Messenger RNA from Closterium sp. NIES-67, 2073 nucleotides. Lineage: Eukaryota; Viridiplantae; Streptophyta; Zygnematophyceae; Desmidiales; Closteriaceae. The record is from the annotation of a GenBank genome assembly.
UUCUGUGGCUGUCUGUUUGAGCUGCUGCUUCACAUCAUCCCACCUCGAUCUUGCUGAGCCAUUCCCACAGCCCGUGACUUCACCUUCAUCCUCCAUCCUAUCCGAACGACAAGCUCCCGAACCGAUUCCAUCCUCCAUCCUCCCUCUCCCGACCGCCUGAGCGCUUGAAUACCGGCAGCCAUGGUGGGCGGGUCGUUAUUCUUCCCGGAUCCAUCAACGCCGGUGUCAGCGUCCCCACCGGAUCCCUACUCUUCGCGGCUCUUCGGCCGAUCCACCGCCACGGGGGCUCACGCCGGGUCGCCGUACAACAGAUCGCCUGCGAUCCCGGUCUCCUUCCCGCCGGACGACCCCUCGGCCCGAUCGCCGUACUCGCGAGUUUACGGCCAGUACGGAGCUCCCAGCGCAACAGGCCUGUUCGGCCCGCCUCCCACCGCCACACCUGGUGGUAGCGGCUACACAGACCGGGGUUUCUCGUCCCGCUCCCCCACCUUCUCGCACUUCCCCUCCGCCAAUCCCCUCCCGGACUUCCGCCGCGCGCCUCCGCCCUCCGCCUCGCUCCUGUACCACGACUUGCUCGCUACGCCGGGGGGGGGGAGUAGGGGGAGCCCCAUCGCAAUCGCGCGCGGGUCCCCCGCGCAAAGCACCGCAGCCGCCGCCGCCGCCGCUGCCGCGCUCUGGCGGACUUCCUCCGGCGCAGGCUCGCCCUCCGAACCUCCGCCCCCGCCGUUCCUCACCCUGGCGGACCAGUUUCACCAGUCCCCCUCCGCCGCCCCCGCCGCUACUCCGCUGCGACCUGUUCCGCUGAGCACCCCCGGUCCACUUAAAACCCCCGCUACAGGAAGCCCCGGUGGAGGAGGUACAGGGUUUUAUGAAGGUCAUAGCGGGCCUCCGCAGGUUAUGAACGGGUUGGCGGGGCCGUCUUAUAACGCGCAUACUCCCAUUUCGGGGAGGUUUGGUUCCCCCGAGCUGCAGCAGCAGCGGCAGCAGUGGUUUCAUGUUAACGGGACGGGGGUGGCGGACGGUUUCGCAGGAGGUGGGGGGAGUGCGCAAGGCUUGCAGGCGGAACAAGGAUGGGGGAGAGGGGAGCAGGGUAGGGGAGUGGCGCAGGGGCAGGCGCUGCAGGCGGCGCAGAAGCAGGCGGGGACGAGCGCGUGGAGCAAGGGGCAGGAGCAGAGCGGGAAGGGCGUGGCGGCGCAAGACGCGCAGAGGGGCGCAGAUAUCACCAAGGCUGGCGGAACGUGGGUCACCGUGUACGGGUUCCUGCCCGAGGAGCUGCCAGGGGUGAUGCGUGAGAUGGAGGGGUGCGGCCGAGUGGUGGAGCACGUGCCAUGCCGGGGCCGUGGCAACUGGGUGCACCUCAGAUACCAGACAGCAGCGGAGGCACAGAGGGCGCUGGGGCGGUCGGGGCAACAGCUGUCUGCAGGCACCAUUUUUGGCGUGAAGCCCAUGCAGGACCCCCCCUUCAACAGUACAAGCUCUCCCACAUCAGCACGCGCCCCUCCCCCUGCCACCUCUUCCACCGUCCUCUUUUCCACCCGGCCUCCUGAGACUGCUUUCGGAGCUCCCUCUCAGCCCCGCUCAAGCACAUUUCAAGCGGGGUUUGGUGCGGUCUCCACCCAACCGCCUUCAGCUGUUCACCAUGCUUCUGCUGCGUCUGGUGCCAACCCUUCUGGGGUUGCUCCUGCAGCUGCGCCUGCUGUCUCUGCCUGGCAGGGAAGCAGUGGUGUGUUUUCUGCCACACCUGUUCCCGCAAGGGGCCGCUAUCAGCCAAGUAUGGAUGGGCAUGCUGGUGCGGCUCCUAUUGCAUCUGCUAAUCAGUCUGUGUGGCAGAGGGUGGUUGACCUGGUGUAUGGGCUCUGAUUUGCGUUUGGUUUGGAGUGUCAUUUGCACUGGUGCAUUGGUGAUUUCAGUGGUUUGCAGGGGCUUUUUGGUUGGCUGGCAAAUAUUCCUGGGUCUCCAAUCUGUCUGGUGACUAGGUCCUUUACGAUUGAAAGAAUUUGACAAGCGGUGCAGGAGACUAAGUAUAGAAUCUGCAGAGCAGACACAAGUAGAAAAUAAUACAUGGGGUACCAC